AUGUGCGUAAUCCUUGUUUUAUUGGAAAAUUUGAACAAUCGUUUGAGCUUUUGUGCUACGUGUCUAGUGCACGGAAGCAUGCCCCCUUCGCCAUCACAACUGUCGGCAACAAGCUCUGCUGCGACUGCCGAAUCGCCUUCUACCAAUGAUUCGCGCGUUGUGGUGCUCGGAGUCGUUCUGGGCAUCGUAGCUGCAAUCCUGAUAGCUGGUAUCAUCUACAUGACGCUUCGCUUUCGUCGAAAACAAAGCGACUCGCCGGAUCCCUCUAAAGCAGAUCACCGACCGGGACCCUCGUACGGGACUUCUCUCUCUAGCAACCACUUCGCUGCCCGUAUCACCCCGUUUGGAGCCUUGGGAGCGGGAGGGGAAGCCCCGCAGUUCGGUGAGUAUUCCUAUCUUUCAGCUAGUCGACAUGCACCAAUCGUCCUUGCCCCUGCAUCAGCCCACAGACCGGGUGAAAACAUGCGUGUCGCGAUACGACGUGCGGAUGGUGGAUGGCAGUUCCUCGACCAGAGAUCUCCCCGUAGUCCAGGGAGCUUUGAUGUCCACGAUACACCCUUGCCCUCGCCUGCACCAUCCGCAACCUCCUUCAACACCCUUUCCUCCAGCUAUCCUCUUCUCCCUUCGGCAUCAACACAGAGUCUCUUGCCUCUACCGAUGUCUGCUAAGGAACGCGAAGCACAGAUGUACGCUGAACGAGCGCGUGGUUUGCGCCAGCUCGGUGUUCCCGAUACGGAAUACGCCGUAGACGACGUCCCGCCCCCUGCGUAUGUCCACGAUGGCCGCGAUGUCGUCCGAGGCAGACCCGGAACGGGCUCAGGAUCUCUCCCUCCGACGCCCCGUUGA
Pleurotus ostreatus (oyster mushroom) is the source of this 846-nucleotide messenger RNA. RefSeq lists its product as uncharacterized. Bases 1 to 846 code for a protein of 281 amino acids. The transcript has a single exon. NCBI's taxonomy places the organism in Eukaryota, Fungi, Basidiomycota, Agaricomycetes, Agaricales, Pleurotaceae. The record is from RefSeq and is a predicted model, not a curated record.